This is a messenger RNA of Colletotrichum scovillei, 723 nucleotides long. RefSeq lists its product as uncharacterized. The record is from RefSeq and is a predicted model, not a curated record. Bases 1 to 723 code for a protein of 240 amino acids. The transcript has 2 exons. Lineage: Eukaryota; Fungi; Ascomycota; Sordariomycetes; Glomerellales; Glomerellaceae.
AUGAGCCCUACCACAAUCUUAGUCACCGGUGCUGGUCGCGGCAUUGGCUCCGGACUGGUCGCUAGUCUCUUGCUGAGACCAUCUUCAACAGUGAUAGCUGCAGUCCGAGAUCCUCCAAAAGGGCCUGCUCAAGCUCUACUCGACCUACCAAAGGGCGAAGGUUCCAAAAUCAUCGUCGUCAAGAUCGACUCUUCCGCCGAAACCGACCCCGCGGAAGCCGUUUCUACACUACAGCGGGAUCAUAGCAUCGACGCUUUAGACGUCGUUAUCGCGAAUGCCGGUAUUGCCCAUUCGAGUGGCCCUGUCAUCAAGACUUCGACUACUGCAAUCAGAGAUCACUUUGCUGUCAACACGAUUGGACCCCUCUUGUUGUUCCAGGCGACAGCCCCGCUACUCAAAGCUAGCAAGACUGGUCGUCCGGUCUUCGUCGCCAGUUUACCGCCGGCAUUGAGCCCUUACGGAGCCAGCAAAGCUGCGUUGAACUGGUUCAUUCGGAGACUGCAUUUCGAGGAGACGUGGCUCACGAGCUUCGUCUUGCAUCCCGGUACUGUCGCCACAGACAUGGUGAAUUCCGUAAUCGAGGGGACCGACUUGAAGCUUGAAGAUCUCGGAGCUAUAACUGUGGAGCAAAGCGUUUCAAACAUUGUGCAGAGGGUUGAUACCGCGUCGAGGGAUGUGAGCGGAACUUUUCAGAAUCAUGAUGGAACUCAUUUGCCGUGGUAA